AUAAAGCACCCACUCCCCUCGCCGUCACUUUGAACCAUGAUAGCCCACACCAGAGCUUCAACUUCGCCAUUGCCUUUUACUUCACCUUCUCCAUUUCUCUUCUCAACUUUCUCUCUCUAGAAGAUGUUUUCAUGGACAUCAUUCAUACUAACAUUCUCUAGCUUCUUACUCACAGUUACUGCUCACUAUUACAACUCCCAAACAUCAGACUCACCAUCGUUGUCAUCGUCAUCGUUGCCGGAAUGGAAAUCCGCCAGGGCGACGUAUUACGCGGAAGCUGAUCCCCGUGACGCAGUCGGUGGCGCGUGCGGGUAUGGUGAUCUGGAGAGGGGCGGAUAUGGGAAAGCGACUGCUGGAUUGAGCACCGUUUUGUUCGAAAAAGGACAGAUCUGCGGCGCGUGUUACGAAGUCCGGUGUGUGGAGGAUCUCCGGUGGUGCAUCCCGGGGACGUCGAUUAUCGUUACGGCAACUAAUUUUUGUGCUCCGAAUUACGGAUUUCCGGCGGAUGGAGGCGGGAAGUGUAACCCUCCGAAUCCUCAUUUUGUUCUUCCGAUUGAGAUUUUUGAGAAGAUUGCGAUUUGGAAGGCUUCAAACAUGCCAAUUCAGUAUCGCAGGAUCAAAUGCAGAAAGGAAGGAGGAAUGCGAUUCACCAUUAAUGGAAAUGGGAUUUUCUUAUCUGUUCUUAUCAGCAAUGUUGGUGGUGCAGGGGAUUUAAUGGCUGUAAAGAUUAAGGGUUCAAGAACAGGAUGGCUUUCUAUGAACAGAAACUGGGGGCAAAAUUGGCAUUUAAAUGCUGAUCUGAAAAAUCAACCACUCUCAUUUGAAAUCACUACUAGUGAUGGGUUAACUCUUACUUCUUACAAUGUUGCCCCAAAAGAUUGGGAUUUUGGACAAAGUUUUGAAGGCAAACAAUUUGAAUCUUGAAGAGUGAUAAUAGUAAUAUACCUUUUGAGGUCAUGUAUUUAAUUUCAAAUUCAUACUUUUUUUGUUUACCCUAAAUAUGUGAAAUGUUUAUGAGAAUUCUUUUUUGGGUCUAAA
Molecule: messenger RNA, 1038 nt
Organism: Lactuca sativa (garden lettuce)
Lineage: Eukaryota; Viridiplantae; Streptophyta; Magnoliopsida; Asterales; Asteraceae
Product: expansin-A13
Biological process (GO): plant-type cell wall organization
Cellular component (GO): extracellular region
Source: RefSeq, a predicted model, not a curated record